CGCCUCCCGGCCGCCUCGACCGCGCUCGCUCCCGCCGCGGCCCUGAGGAGGAGGAGCGCGCACGUUGCCGCCACGGCUCCCCGCAGCUGCUCGGCUCCCUUGGCUGUGUUCCUUCCCCGUCGGUCUUUCUGCCUGCCUGCUCACCCGCCUGGGAGGGAGGAAGCCAGCCAGCCAGGAAGCCGGCCGUGGGGAGGGGCCCCAGCGCCCCGCAAGGCAUCGCCUCUCCGACCCCCGCUGCCCCCCCAGGCCAGUCGUCGCCCCCCCGCGCCCGUUUCGCGCAGCUUUCCUUGCAAAUUGAGAAGAUGCUCACACUCCAGAGCUAUGGGGGGCAGUGGGGUGGAGAGAGAAGAGGAUAGAAAAUGAUGCAUCCUGUUGCCAGCAGCAACUCCCCUUUCUGCGGGACUGGAAAGAGUUCUUGCCUUAAUGAUGACAACGUGACACCCACUGAUCAGUUCGAUUUAUAUUCCACACAACAAACCAAGUAUAGCCACACAGUCAGCCACAAGCCAAUACCAUGCCAGAGACAAGAUGCGUUAAAUGAACCACACUUGCAGACCACAAGUGGCAGGAGUAUAGAGACGAAAGAUGAACUAAAGAAAAAGAAAAAUCUCAACAGAUCUGGUAAACGUGGAAGACCAUCGGGGACCACAAAAUCAGCUGGGUAUAGAACAAGCACAGGUAGACCGCUGGGGACCACCAAAGCAGCUGGAUUUAAGACAAGUCCAGGCAGACCCCUGGGUACAACUAAAGCUGCAGGAUACAAAGUCAGCCCAGGGAGACCUCCAGGUAGCAUUAAAGCUCUAUCACGACUUGCAAAUCUAAGUUAUACUUGUAGCAGUGCAGCUUUUCCGUAUGCUGUGGUGCAUAACAGAGGAGUGCAUGCUGCUGGUGAAACAAGUAGCAAAAUCAAGCAACCUGCUGAAUGAAAAAAAGAGGAAUUAAAUUACAUUUCCUCAGAAAUUACUUUAAAUUAUCUGAGUUGUGGCAUGUUUUUUCACUUCUUUUGUAACUUUCCCAUAACUCUUCUUUCCUGAAUUUUGUUUAUAGAUUUCAUAUCAUAAUCACUUUCAUGUUUCUUAUGUUUACAAGCGGACUCCUUAGCGAUGCCCUUGUGUGUAUCCAGUUAAUUGCUAAUAUUUAAAGUGUCAAAAGUUAUUGUCUGGCCAUUUUUGUUGUGUGGUUAUUCACAAUUAGCAAUUCAGAUUCUGCCUCUGAAGUUAUUGAAGGUCAUGAUAUAGACUUGGUCAAAAAUAAAUCAGAAUAGACUGAUAAAAACCAAUCUUCCAGACUGCUUUACCAAUAACAAUUCUUAAUAUUUUGCAAUGUAUGUCUGUUUGUGGGGUUUUUUUUUUGUUUUUAUUGGAGGGAGUAGGAAAAGAAUUAAAUUUUCCACAACUGUUGGAACUCAGCACGGACCUCAACUAUUUGUAGAUACUUUGAAAUUUUCAAAACUAUAUUUUUAAAAAAGUGGUCAUUCCAGGCAGUCAUUGCAUUAAAGUGCUAUCAGCUUCAAAUAACGCAGACAUUUUUCAAAAAUAGUUCAUAUGCAGCACCUGAUAUGUAUUCAGAGUGCUAUUUUGCCUUUAAAGUAUGGUAGCUCUCCUAGUUCUACUAACUAUUGGAUAAUGACUUGCGAUUUAUAAAAACCUAAGACUACACAUACCAAAAUACAAAUAAUUAAACAUCUGUAAUAUUUUAUAAGGAACUUCUAAACAGUAUUAUCAGAUAUGCAUAUAAUGUGCAACCAUAGUAAACAGAGUUGAGAUUCUGCACAAUGGUAUAAAUAUAAAUCCAGUCUUUCAGUGAUAUUUGAUGGACACAAAUGUAUGCAGAAAUGUGCCGUUUCCAAAAUCUGUCAAUAAACAAGUCUUAACUGACUUUGCAAUAUCUGCUUUGGUGUGGAUAAAAAUUAUACCUUUCAGAUAGAUCAUCUUGCCAUUUUUAAUAAUGUAAGAGUCUUUUUAUUUGUCAUAUAUACUGUAUGUAAGAGAGCGUAUAUCUACCAAAGGAUAACAUUUCAUGGUUCAUAAUUGGAAACUAUAUAGUAGAUGCACAAACAAGUAGCAGUUUGUUUAUGGAUCCCAGAUAUUUAACAAACUAAAGGAAUACAUCUAUGCAUGGGAGGUGCAGAACUAUAAAUAAAAUUUCCUGACAUUUUGUGCACCUAAAAUUAAUGUUCUACGCCAAACUGGGUAUGUGGUAUUUUUUUAAAUGUGUGGAUAUGUGAGACAAUGUAUAAUACACACAUUACAUUGUAACUCAAACAACUCUCAAUAUUAAAUAUAUUCCAAAUAUUUCUUAUUUAGAAUUAAAGCUGUUAAUUCUGAAAAUAAGUUUACAUAUAGUUAUAGAUUAAAUUUUAAAAUUUGUAUCUUCAAAUACACAAGAGAGGUUAUAGAUAAAUAUUUGCAAAUUAAUGAAAACAAAUAUUUCAGGUUAAUUAGAGUGACAAAAAUGGAACAGUGUUGAUUCUUUUCCUUUGUAAGAUAAAUGUUGUGGCCUGCUGACAUUUUGAUGACAACUCUGAUUUAAGUAAUGAUAACUUAAGAAAUGGAUGUCAUUUCAUGCCUUUUUUAUCAGGAAAAAAGCAGCAAGCCUUCAGGUUUUCCAGUGAUGCCUAACUCAUAAUGAGCUGGACUUUAUCCUGUGUUUUAUAAUAGGUGUGUUGAAUUCUUUUGGGGGAACUAUGUAUGCACUGGCAACCAUGAACCUCAACAGUACUGGAAGGCUCUUUAGUCAUUGAAACUAAUGGCAGCUAAACUGCUACUAAAAUAGUUUCCCCCCCCCCGAAGCUAUGAAGCUCGUUAUAUAUUUCUUCAAGAAACUUCGGAAGUAUGAAAUCUUUAUUAACUUUUCCCCACAGUGGUGCAACUUCUGACACACACAAUGCUAAGGUGAGCUAAUUCACCCUCAGGACAUACGUUGUGUUGGCUGUUUUGUUAGAUGGUUGGGUUUUUUCCUAUCUCAACCUAAAGGCUGCUUCAGACCCUUUCUGAACUUUCUCUUGGAAAGCAGCUGAAUGUAAAAACUACAAAAAUAGCAUACCUUUCUGGCAAGGAGCAAGUUGCAUGUCACCAAUGUACAUUUGAGUAAUUUUGCUUCUUAUCUCUUCCUGUUUUCCUCAUUCUACACCCUUUUCCUUCUUAUGUGUACAUCUACUCAAUGGUGCAGUGCAGUUGGAAGAUAACGCAGGUGCAUUAUUGCUCUAGUAUAAAGAAUUUUGUAUUCAAAUAUGCUGAGAAAAUAAUGAAAUCAUCUAAGCAAUUUUAGGCUCAUUUGUAGUGCUUAUUAGUCAUAUCAGGUGGAAAACAUGCCCACUAAAAAGACUAAUAUGGUCAGUUGUAAGAAAGUAAGCGGAAAACCCCCUCUUCCAUUUCACUAAAGGGCCAUUUCUCUACAGGGCAGUUAAAACACCCUGGAUUUGAAAAUGAGGCCUGAAGAACACUGUUGGGCAUUUCUUGAUUCCAUUUUAUUUUAGCCUCUGCUGUGGUUUACAAGUGCCAUGCUGUGUGUGGGGGAAAACGGUCAAGAACUUGAGAUGUUUGAAUGGUAUAUUCAAAUAUUUUUGCUACUCCUGUAUAUAAUCUUCAAAAUACAUUGUGCUUUUCUUUUUUUGUAACACUGUCUCUUGUCAUGACAAACACUGAAACGGCAUGUUAAUUCCUAUACUUUGAUAUUAUUGGGAAGGCGAGAUGGAAUGUCCAUUUCUCCACAUAGUAUUAAUACAUGAUUUGUAAAGCAAAUUGAUAAUUUUAUAUUAUAUACUUAAAUUCUGCUCUUCAUAAACUAGGGUUGUUGAUGUGUAUUGGCACUGUUCAGAAAAUCUACACAUCAAAUUUGUGUUCACUUUUCUUUUAGUUAAAUUUAGAAUUUCUAUUUUUCAUCAUUUGAUAAAGCAUUUAGCAUAAUUAAGCAUUAAUAGGGAUCUGUACUGUAGCUGCGAUUUUACACACAUUCAUAAAUUGCUGUUCACUUUCUGAUGAAAUUUACUUAAACUGUAGAACCAAAUAACUUUACUACUAUAUUUGAAGUCUUGCACUGGAUAUUUUCCAAAUCUUGACACACAUUGGCACAAGUUUUAUUACAAAGGAGUGAACUAUUAUGAUGGUAGCAAUUUUUUUGGUAUUUUUUUCUUGGUACACCCAUAUUAAGAUACAAUGUCAUUGAUCAAAACUCAUUUGGCAUUUCUCUUUUGCUGUGGUUUGUUUUAAUUAUGUUUCAAAGUGUUUUAGUCUUGGGACAAACCCAGACAAGUGAGAUCAUUGCAUAUAGAAUGAAAAAUUCCUUGAUCCACAAUGCAGAAGGCAGUUAAUCUUUUUUUAAAUUAUUGUUUUGGAAGGGCAGAGUAAUGGGGAUAACUUAGAAAAUGACCAAUAAAGUUAUCAUUCUGCCAUUUAUUACUGUAUGUACAGUGCAGCAUCAAGCAGCUCACUAAGUACAAAAUGGUUGCUUGCAGUCAAACUUUUAGAUUCCAUACUUGAUGCUUUUUAUUGUGCAUCUAUAUGAUAAUACAAACAUUAUUAUAUGUCAGAAAAGCGACCUGUCCUUCCUGAGUUCCUUUGGACUAGAGCAGCUUUUUCUUCUGAUCUCCCCCCACCCCAUAUAAAUAAAUCUGUUUCUCGGUUCUGCAAUGUGUAAUCUAUUUCAUCUUGAAAGUUAUAGUUAUGUUAAGGAAUUCUAAGAAACCUCUGCUUACAACUUAAAUGGUUAUUUUUAAGAUUCACAUCUUCCACAACUUUCUUUUCCCAUGGAACAGGUUAUUUUGUUGGAAAUAAUUACUCAUUAAGUAUCAUCACCCUGUCUUCUGCUGUAAAAAAAGUCUGAUUAGAUACUGUGUAUGUUCUUACGUCCAUGAACUUCAGCUACUCGUGUGGAAUUGUCUGUAUGGGAAUGGAGUAGUGUUCAUGAUCUGUAUUUACGUCAUCAUAUGGAUGUAUAUUUAUUAAUAAAGUAAUUGCUUUAAACACAUAA
Messenger RNA from Hemicordylus capensis (graceful crag lizard), 4971 nucleotides. RefSeq names its product chromosome 2 C5orf24 homolog (gene C2H5orf24). NCBI's taxonomy places the organism in Eukaryota, Metazoa, Chordata, Lepidosauria, Squamata, Cordylidae. The coding region runs from base 360 to 926 and encodes 188 amino acids. The record is from RefSeq and is a predicted model, not a curated record. The transcript is spliced from 3 exons.